Messenger RNA from Talaromyces rugulosus, 2388 nucleotides. RefSeq lists its product as uncharacterized. Gene Ontology annotation, molecular function: DNA binding; DNA-binding transcription factor activity, RNA polymerase II-specific; zinc ion binding. The transcript is spliced from 7 exons. Bases 1 to 2388 code for a protein of 795 amino acids. Gene Ontology annotation, biological process: DNA-templated transcription; regulation of DNA-templated transcription. The record is from RefSeq and is a predicted model, not a curated record. Lineage: Eukaryota; Fungi; Ascomycota; Eurotiomycetes; Eurotiales; Trichocomaceae.
AUGAACUCCGACCCGCCAAUCAAUCCAGAAAAUUGUAGCCCGGAGAGCGCUCCAUUGAACAAUAACGGCGCUACACUUCUAGAAAGACCACGCAAAAACAAACCACGGAGAGUGCUCGCAGAAGAAAGGAAACGUGCGGCUCGCGCAUGCGAUCGAUGUCGAAAGCUGAAAGAAAAGUGCGAGGGAGGCGUACCCUGUCGACGAUGUCUAUACUAUUCAAAUACUUGCGAAUUUAACCGUGCUGGUCCACAAGAACAGGAUGAUUCACCGCGUGCUAUAAGGUGUCCGGAUUUGAGUCUUGACACAGAAAGUCUCCAGCAGACGUAUGAGGUUCUCCGUAAAAAUGAAGCAACCUUGGUUGAUCCCAGAGAACCGGAGCUAGAAGAAGAUGAUGACGAUGAUGAUCUGAUCUCCCUUAACGAGGAAGUUUGCACAAUUGACCCGGUCCAGGAAAACGUUACACAUUAUUCUGGAGAGUUCUCCUAUUGGAAUUUCUCGAUGCGACUAAAACGAUACAUUGAUGAAAGGAUGUUCCAGCCUUCGCAGGGAUCAGAAGAAAUCUCGGGGUAUUGGAGAGCAGAAAAAGUACAGUCUGGUCUGAGCAACCUCUCUGCCAUCAUCUCCUGCUUUCCGCCUAGGCAUAUCGCUGAUUUUCUCACCGAUAUUUUUUUCAAAUAUGCUCAAACGAACUACUUCCUCGUUAACCAGAGCUGGUCACGUGGGAAACUCAAUAUUUUUUAUUUGGAGCCAGAGAAACUAUCGACAAAAGAUGCCCCGGCGAUCAGCAUUGUGCUUACCAUCUUUGCUAUCGGCACCCAAUACGUGUACUUGGAUUCGACUCGACGGAACCACCGACCGAAAGGCAGCCUCACAUUUUCCGAAGAUGAAGUGGGCAAAGCGUUCUACCAACAAGCGAUUAAGCUCCUUCCAGAAAUCAUCGAGCUGUCGUCACUCGAAAGUGUCCAAGCAUGCUUGCUAUUCGGAGUAUAUACACUCCCUUUAGAUGCUUCCGGUCUUGGAUACGUCUAUUUGAACCUUGCGAUUCGACUGGCAAUGCAAAAUGGGAUGCAUCGAAGGUACACCGGAAAUGUCCUUAGUGCUACUAUGAUUGAGACUAGAAAUCGCGUUUGGUGGAGCGCGUAUACUCUUGACAGAAAAAUCAACAUCUUUCAUGGCCGACCACUAUCUCUCUCUCGUAGCGACGUCGAGACAAAUCUUCCAACCGUGUCAGAGAACCAUGGAGAAAACCUCAGUUUUUCAAAUACUGUACACAUGGUCACGUCUAUUAGGCUUGUUCAUUAUCUGGAAGAGCUUCUACAACAUAUGACAUUGCUUCGCACCUCGACUAAACAGAAAAUACCCAGCACUCUAUCUCAUUUAAUAGACACUAAACGGGCACUAGCAACAUGGUGGCAAUCUCUUCCCAAGGCGAUUAUACGCCCUGAUAUAUCUCACGGUUUCUCGUCCUGGCGCGCUGCGAUGUACGUUCGCCUAGAAUACUGUCUAGUACGGCUGUUUGUAGGACGUCCAUUUCUCUUACAUGGCUCCUGCUCUCAGCCUCAUUCAGAAGCAUCUCCAGAAAGCGAAGAGAUGAACUGUACAGACGGGCCAUUAGAACCUAGAAAGAAACCGACAUCCCGGCGGCUGGAGUUAGUGAACGAUUGCGUUUCGGCCGCGCAAGAAGCUCUUGAUAUCUGUCGGUCGCUGAGAGAGAAUACCCCAGGACUAGCGCGAGCAUCCUACAUUGAAUACAGUUCUUGCCGGGCAUCUUUAUUAGUGCUGAUUGCAUGCUCUAUUCAAGAUGAAACUUGCCAGUUUUAUGACUUGCUACAAGAUGGCUUGGAUAUGAUCUGUGAGAUGUCGGCAGCGGGAGACUCCGCCCGAUCUGAAGUGUCUCUUAUAGAAUCUCUCGAACGUGCACUGUCGCAUCUGCAACCGGUAGACCUGCAGACGUCGAAUCACAAUACAGCAGCAGCCUCACAUAGACGAUAUGACUCGUUUAAAACUUGGGAGUCUAUGUGGCAGAUGAACAACAACAGCAAUAACAAUACUACAACUUCCUGUGAGAGCCACUAUAACAUGGUCGACUCAGGCCCGGCCGCUUUUCGUCCACCAGGGCAAUCAUUGACCCCAGCACACUUCCCUUCUCACCUCGACCAAAGUCUGCCUACAAGCUCGAUAUACGCCGAUAAUGAGAACAACCUUCCAGAUAGCCAAGUUCCGAUCCCGAAUCAUAGCGAGAUAGAGACCGUUGACCCUUUCAGCUCUAUGUAUUCCGGUAUCGACUUGGAUUUGUUCAGCGAAAGACAUAUUAAUCCAGCAACCUCUGGAUCUCUGCACCCUGAAUCCCAGCUUUUGGAGGAUCUUUUACGAGACUCGGGGUUUUGA